GGCGUGCGGAGCCUGGCGUCCGGGCGGCGGGAGCCGGGGUCCGUCUUGGAACCUGGAGGACGGCCGGAGGUGGCGGGACCCGGCGAGGCCGUGAUGAAGCCGGGCGGCGAGGACGAGGCGGCGCUCGCUGGGGGCCCCUGGGAAGAGUGCUUCGAGGCGGCCGUGCAGCUGGCGCUGCAGGCGGGACAGAUCAUCAGGAAAGCCUUGACGGAGGAGAAACGAGUCUCAACAAAAACAUCAGCCGUGGAUCUUGUGACAGAGACGGAUCACCUCGUGGAAAAUUUGAUUAUUUCUGAGUUGCGAAAGCGGUUUCCUUCCCACAGGUUCAUUGCAGAAGAAGCCACAGCCUCUGGGGCCAAGUGUGUGCUCACCCCGAGCCCGACGUGGAUCAUCGACCCCAUCGACGGCACCUGCAACUUCGUGCACAGGUUCCCCACUGUGGCCGUCAGCAUCGGGUUUGCUGUCCACCAAGAGCUGGAGUUCGGCGUGAUCUACCACUGCACAGAAGAGCGGCUGUACACGGGCCAGAGGGGCCGGGGCGCCUUCUGCAAUGGCCAGCAGCUCCGGGUCUCCAGGGAGACAGAUCUCUCGAAGGCCUUGGUCCUGACGGAAAUCGGCCCCAAGCGUGACCCUGCUACUCUGAGACUCUUCCUGAGCAACAUGGAGCGACUGCUGCACGCCAAGGCUCACGGGGUCCGAGUGAUUGGCAGCUCCACCCUGGCGCUCUGCCACCUGGCCUCAGGGGCCGCCGAUGCCUAUUACCAGUUUGGCCUGCACUGCUGGGACCUGGCAGCCGCCACAGUCAUCAUCAGAGAAGCAGGUGGCAUCGUGAUGGACACUUCAGGUGGACCCCUUGACCUCAUGUCGUGCAGAGUGGUCGCUGCUGGCACCCGGGAAUUGGCGAUGCUCAUCGCCCAAGCCUUACAGACUAUUGACUAUGGGCGGGAUGAUGAGAAUUGAGGGCACAGAUGGCAGCAUGGCCCAAGGGCCCGGGACAGAGCCUUCCUGGAGGCUGCCUGGGGGCCUGUACCCCAGGCCAGGCGUCUUCUCCCCAGGAAGGAGACUCGGAGCUAAAGUGGGUGGCUGGCGUGUUGAUCCACGUCUCUCGCAGGACUUGGUGUGUGGCUGGCUUCCUGCUUUAAUCCACAUAGCUUAUUCAGGUCGGUACAUGUUCUUCUGUCAGGGCUAAACCCGAAUCUCAGGAGAGACGAGUGGUGAUCCAGUCUUCCCUCCCCAGAAUGCAGACCUCAGGUGAUCUUCAGAAGUGCUGGUGGGAGCAGACUUGUUCUCAGGACUCCCUGCCCCAGCUUCUGCAGAAUGCAAUAAAUAAGAGUCACUGCA
Molecule: messenger RNA, 1341 nt
Organism: Ictidomys tridecemlineatus (thirteen-lined ground squirrel)
Lineage: Eukaryota; Metazoa; Chordata; Mammalia; Rodentia; Sciuridae
Gene: Impa2
Product: inositol monophosphatase 2
Biological process (GO): signal transduction; phosphatidylinositol phosphate biosynthetic process; inositol metabolic process
Molecular function (GO): inositol monophosphate 1-phosphatase activity
Source: RefSeq, a predicted model, not a curated record